AGAGAAGCCAGUUUACGCUUGAGACCGCUGGUGACUGGAGAUGUCGGACGACCACAAUGAAAACUCGCCGGUGGUGCAGACGACGCAUGGAAAAGUGCAGGGAACUCGCCUAAACGGUCUCUAUGAUAAUCAGUUCUACGCUUUUGAUGGCAUCCCAUAUGCAGUUCCUCCCCUUGGAACUCUGCGCUUUAAGGAGCCGCAUGAUCUUAAGCCAUGGCAUGGGGUUCGAGAUUGCUCCAAGCCGUUGGACAAGUGCCUCCAAGUGAGCUCCUAUACCAAGUUGGUGGAGGGCUCCGAGGAUUGUCUUUAUUUGAACAUCUCUGUGAAAACUCUGAUCGGCGAGCCAAUUCCCGUGAUGGUCUAUAUUCACGGAGGUGGUUUCAAGGGCGGCGACUCAUCGAGGAAAGCAUGGGGUCCCGACUAUUUCAUGAAUGAAAACGUUAUGUAUGUAAGCAUUGGGCAUCGUCUGGGACCUUUAGGUUUUCUGAGCUUUGAUGAUCCUUCUCUUGAAAUUCCUGGCAAUGCUGGGCUCAAGGACGUAAUCCUGGCUCUCCAGUGGAUCAAGGCUAAUGCUGCCAACUUCAAUGGUGAUCCCGAUAGAAUUACUAUCUUUGGCCACAGCUCCGGCAGCUUGACCGUUCAGCUUCUUUUGGCCAGUCCCCGAACAGAAGGACUCUUCCACAAGGCCAUACUUUUAGCGGGUUUUUCCAUGGAGGUGAAUCGCCUGCCCCAACUGGAAUACCGCCUGGCCAAGCAUUUGGGCUACGAAGGGGAGAAUGUAGACAGCCAGGUUUUGGAGUUCCUUUUGAAGGCGGAUCCACAACUACUCGUCUCAGCGGACUUCUUAACCGGCGCAGAGAAGGGUCAAGGCAUGACCUUCCGGCCCAACAUAGAGAACUACCCCACUCCGAAUGCUGUUCUCCUGGCGGAGCCCGUUGACCUCCAGCGAACGUCGUGGAGCAAUCGCAUCCCCAUUAUCUUGGGCGCCAACAGUGGCGAGGGCUUAAGUAGCAUGCACUUCGUGAAACUGAACCCUAAAUGGCUGAAGGAGUUCCAGCACAAUCCGGAGUGCGCGUUGCCUUGGACUCUGAGGAGUCGCUGUGAUCCCGGCCAGCGGCGUCAGUUGGGCCAGGAGCUGAUCCAUCACUUCUGCCAGGCACAUGGACACGAGCUGACUGCGAGUCACGCAAAAGCAUUCGUGGACCUCUUCACCCACUCCAUGGUUCAUGCCAUGGACCGACUAAUUCAGUCCAGAUUGACCUAUGGCCAGGCGCCCACCUAUCUGUACCGCUUCGAUUUCGAUUCGCCCGACUUCAACUUCUACCGGAUUCGCUUUAUGGGAAAGGAGCAGCGAGGAGUCGGUCACGUGGACGAGCUGGGAUACAUUUUCGUUAUUCCGGCCACCUUCAAAUUGGACAAAUCCCGACCUGAGUUCACCGCCAUCGGGCGUAUGAUGGCCAUGUUUGUGCAAUUCGCCGCCACCUCGGAUCCCAAUGGACCUCUCACUACGCCCCUGGUGGAAUGGAAACCCGUCGCUCGAUUUGGGAAGCGAAUGGUCCUCAACAUCAGCGAGGAAUUAAAGUGUAUCCCUCAGCCAGAAAUGCCGAAGUUAAAGUUCUUCGAUCGGCUAUUCGAAAUGGCUGGCGUGCCUUUAUUUUAAGAAAUACCAUCUGAUUUAAAUCGUAUUAAUGAGUUUUUAUACACUUGGUAAAACUUUCAGAACUGCAUUUAAAGUAUUUUUUCAUUUAAAAU
Drosophila takahashii is the source of this 1752-nucleotide messenger RNA. The record is from RefSeq and is a predicted model, not a curated record. Lineage: Eukaryota; Metazoa; Arthropoda; Insecta; Diptera; Drosophilidae.